UUAUGGGGUGUGACAGGUUAAUCUCACAGUAAGCAGCGCCCACCUGCACCCCUCAUCUCCAAUCUCCAGCCCUGCACUUCUCAAUCUCCCUCGGCUGAGCCACUGGAGGAUCUCAGCAUCAUGGCUGCUACCGGAACAUUUCGUAUGGUGUCCGAGGAGGAGCAGGCGUUACGUGCUAAACUCGAACAUUUGAGCGUUAACGACCACGGGCCGGUGUACGGACCCUGUAAGAAACUGCCUGAUCACACAAAACAAAAGGCAAAAGAUGAACUGAAUGAAACGGAGGACAAAAAAGUAUCCUCUAUAAAGGAAUUAAGGGCCACGAUAAAAGAAAAGGCAAGCGAAGGGGACGAUCUGGCCAAAGCUGUGCAAGAAAAAUUCGAGAACAAACCAGAUUCCCUUCUUCUAAGAUUUAUACGUGCCCGAAAGUUUGACGUGACAAGAGCACAUGAGCUUAUGAAAGGUUAUGUACGUUUUAGACGAGACUAUCCAGAGCUGUUUGAGAAUUUAACCCCAGAGGCUGUGCGCAGUACCAUUGAAGCCGGUUACCCACGAAUCCUCUCCACCAGAGACAAGUACGGCCGAGUGGUGCUGCUCUUCAACAUCGACAACUGGGAUCUGGAGGAGGUCACUUUUGAUGAAACACUGCGUGCCUACUGCGUAAUCCUUGAGAAACUUCUAGAAAACGAAGAGACCCAAAUCAACGGUUUUGUCCUCAUUGAGAACUUCAAGGGCUUCACAAUGCAGCAUGCAUCUGGCAUCAAACACACCGAACUGAAGAAGAUGGUGGACAUGCUACAGGACUCUUUCCCAGCCCGAUUCAAGGCGGUGCAUGUGAUCCACCAGCCCUGGUACUUCACAACCACCUAUAAUGUGGUGAAGCCCUUCAUGAAGAGCAAACUGCUGGAGAGGGUUUUUGUUCAUGGUGAUGAGCUGGAUGGCUACUUCAGGGACUUUGGUGCUGAAAUCCUUCCUCCGGAUUUCAAUGGGACAGGUCCCAACUGUGACGGCAAAGAGACGGCGAUCAAGCUGUUUGGAUCUGAAGAUACAGCCCUUUAA
Molecule: messenger RNA, 1059 nt
Organism: Labeo rohita (rohu)
Lineage: Eukaryota; Metazoa; Chordata; Actinopteri; Cypriniformes; Cyprinidae
Gene: rlbp1a
Product: retinaldehyde binding protein 1a
Exons: 8
Coding region: 121-1059 (312 amino acids)
Cellular component (GO): membrane
Molecular function (GO): phosphatidylinositol bisphosphate binding
Source: RefSeq, a predicted model, not a curated record